Molecule: messenger RNA, 10657 nt
Organism: Siniperca chuatsi (mandarin fish)
Lineage: Eukaryota; Metazoa; Chordata; Actinopteri; Centrarchiformes; Sinipercidae
Gene: grik4
Product: glutamate receptor, ionotropic, kainate 4
Exons: 25
Coding region: 2352-5255 (967 amino acids)
Biological process (GO): synaptic transmission, glutamatergic; monoatomic ion transport; modulation of chemical synaptic transmission
Cellular component (GO): postsynaptic membrane; kainate selective glutamate receptor complex; plasma membrane
Molecular function (GO): transmitter-gated monoatomic ion channel activity involved in regulation of postsynaptic membrane potential; kainate selective glutamate receptor activity
Source: RefSeq, a predicted model, not a curated record
GCAUUUAUUGUGACUUUGUCGGGGUUUAUUGCUGCUAUAGUAGUGGAUUCACAUCAGUGUUAUGCCUGGCAGAGAUUUUGCUUGGUGUGUCUGAAUAGAAAGCAGGACGCCUCACAGUCUGAAUGACAUGUUCCCUCUUUUUCUCUCUCUGUCACCCUGACUAUAGGCAUGCUGCAGUGAAAUGGAGAGAGGAGAGGUAUAAGGAGAGAGAGGGGAUAUGUUAUGAGGAGACAAUGAGAAGCCAGACAAGACUGGACGCCCGAAACUAGUCAUUUGGAACAAGAGUGUCUCCUGCCGUCCGGUUUAACUCAUCUGACAGCAUCCUGCUGGCUUUUGAAAAGGGCAUGAAUUCAGUGGACGCUAAUAAUCCCUGCUGGAAUGUAAUUCCCUAAAAGUGGCUGCUCAACGCGUGUCGUGAAUCUAUAUGUCUUGGGCAGUACUACAUAUGAAAAAAAGUUGUAUAAAGCAUUUUGUGGCUCCAGAGGGAGCUGCGCAAAGUCUCAAAAAUGACCUCAAGUGACGAAACACGAGUCAGCAUCCGUUGGGAAUGAAGACCACAGAAUGGACAUCCCUCUCUAGCUUGCUGCUCACCAUUUCUCCCACUGCACAAUGAGCUGGUGACCACUGUGUGGAGUUCUGAUGAGUGCAGGAAACGUGUGAAGAAAAUACUUAACCAACAACCAGUCAAAGGGCAAGACGGAGCAGCAGUAUGACCUUAUUGUUCACCCAUUCAAUCCCCACAGAUCUUGACAGAUGUAAAAGUGCAAGCCAAGGCUGUAGGCUGUUGGAUGAUUGGAUAAGGUCAGUAGGAACUCUUCUGUAGGGGUUGUAUUGUGCUUUUGCUCAGGAGGGAGAGCACCUUGUUGCUGCUCUGUCUGUGCCCUCCAAAUGUUGCUGCUGCAUUCCCAGUGGAUUGGGUUAAAGAUACUGAAAAAUGUGUUUACAUUUUAACCUGCCCCAGGGUGCUGUAAACAGGUAGGCACAUUUAUUUAUAGCAAGUUGCACCAAAGUGAUGUGCUUUACAUUAUGCAAUGACACAACUCCUCCCUGCACAUAUUGUUUUUACUUUGGUGGUUUCAUUGCCGCACGAUACAUGAUAUUUUUUAACCACUACUGGACCUUCCAAUAUACAGCCACAUGAAAAAGACGGACUUAUUCCCGUUAAUAUGUCCGUUUUCUUUCAUGUCAGAUGAGCUUUUCAGUCGCUGGCUGCUUUCACAUGUUAAAGAAACGCAUCUCUGACGAGCUCCGGAGUGCAUCGAGAGUCAGGAGCGUCUUCCUUCUCACGUCUGGUCAGCCGCGGAGUGAAGAAGGCACGAAAAAAAAAAAAUAAAUAAAGAUUACCCUCUGACUGUGAGUGUGUGCGCGCAAGAGGUAGGGACGAGACUUCGCCUGCACCUCAGUCUGCUCUGCAUCUUUCCACCGGACCGCAGUGGAUACAGCCGACUGUGCGGGACUACAUCUACAACACAAGAUGUAAAGGAGGUGUUUCACGGGUCCGUUUAUUUGAAGGAGCACGGCACAAAGCGAGAUCACUGCCUGGCUUUUUCUUUGCGCUCCCUGAUAAGUGGGAUGCAGGAUACGCAGCAUCACCGGUAUCGUUAGAAUAAACCUAAUAGAUAGACCUUCCAGUUCAGUAGGCCUAUCAGAUUUCAAGGCAACGUAAGUGGUGAAGACUAAACAGGGAAAAUAAAACUCUGUGAAAAGGACUGCUUUUCCGCGGGAGAUAAAGUGAGGAGGGAUAAUUUUUCCAACUAUUUUGGAUGUGGAUGUUUUUUUAUUUACCGGGCGCGCUAAUGCCCCAUAAAACAGGAACUGAUCUGGCCAUCUAAAGAUCACAUUGAACUGGACUGCUGUUGAUCUUAUCGGCAACGCAUUUUAUCUGCCCAGCGGGUCUCGGUGGUGGGGGGAAGCGCGGAACAAGACCCAGAGAACUAUAGGGGGGGGGGAUUGAGUUACAUUGCAAUUACGCUUUUUGUGCAAAACGACGUAUUUCUGCGGGCAGCGGACACACACACACACACAACCUGAGCCAAACUAACUGAGAAUUUAUUUUCAACCUGGACAAGAGGGAGCACACGGAUAACCAGAGUGUCUGUACACAGCAGCGCAGCGUGCGGAGCCCAAACUCUGCGUGUGUGUGUGUAUACACCCUUGUGCGAGAGCCGGGGCGCACAUACUAAACUAUAUGUGUAUGUUGUGAGAUGAGGAGAAGCUAAGUGGCUACCACAACCACCCAGAUCAGACAGCCUCCUGUGCUGCAAGAUGGAUUAAAGCCCCACACCUCAGGAGAUCAAAGGUGGCUGUGACAGGGGCACCCCCGGGGCAGGACCCAUGAGGAGUCAUAGAAGAUGCUCACAGCCUGGGCGCUUCUGCUCUUCUUAGCCAUGUGGGUGAGAAGUACCUCUGGUGGCCCGCUCUCCUUCAGAAUAGCUGCCAUCCUUGAUGACCCUAUGGAGUGCAGCAGAGGAGAGCGUUUGGCCAUCACGCUGGCCAAAGACAGCAUCAACAGGAACAGUAACCGCUCAACCACUGGCAAGCUGGAGGUGGACAUCUUUGAACUGCUGAGAGACAGUGAAUAUGAGAUGGGGGAAACAAUGUGCCAGAUCAUGUCUAAAGGGGUGGUGGCAGUCCUGGGUCCCUCUGCCAGUCCAGCCUCCAACUCCAUCAUCAGCAAUAUCUGUGGAGAGAAGGAGGUGCCCUAUGUCAAGGUGGCUCCAGAGGAUAUUCUGAAGGUUCAGUUCCCACGGUUCACCACUCUGGACCUGAGGCCAACCAACACCGACAUCAGCCUGGCUGUGGCUGGCCUUCUCACCUUCUUUAACAGCACCACCGCCUGCCUCCUUUGUGCACAGGCUGACUGCUUAUUGAACCUGGAGCAGCUCCUCAGGCAGUUCCUCAUCUCCAAGGAGACUCUGUCAGUGCGCAUGCUUGAUGACAGCCAGGACCCGACCCCGCUACUGAAGGAGAUACGAGAUGACAAGACUGCCACUAUUAUAGUCGAUGCCAAUGCCACCAUGUCACAUAUCAUUUUGGAACGGGCAUCAGAGCUGGGAAUGCUGUCAGUCUACUACACAUACAUCUUCACCUCUCUGGAAUUCUCUUUACUCCGACUGGACGACGUUGGGGACCAACGAGUCAACAUAGUCGGCUUUUCAGUCUUCAACAAAACUCAUCCCUACUUCCAGGAUUUUGUGCUAAGCCUCAACCGCUCCUGGCAAGAGAACUGUGACCAUGCACCCUUCGCUGGCACCCCACUCUCCUCAGCUCUGCUCUUUGAUGCGGUAUAUGCGGUGGUGGCGGCGGUCCAGGAGUUGAACCGUAGCCAGAAUGUUGGCGCCACUCAGCUCUCCUGCAAGUCCUCCAAGAUCUGGGAGCAUGGCACCAGCCUCAUGAAUUACCUGAGGAUGGUAGAAUUGGAUGGUCUAACAGGCCACAUUGAAUUCAACAGCAAAGGCCAGCGGUCUAACUAUGCCUUGAGGAUCAUGCAGAACAGCAAGGAUGGCCUAAGGCAGAUUGGCCUGUGGCAUUCUGAAGAUGGACUGUCCAUGGAGAGAAAGCUUCCAUCAAUCAAUGUGACAGACACCCUCUUCAACACUACUCUUACCAUCACGACAAUAUUAGAGAAUCCAUAUGUGAUGCUGCGGCCGAACCACCAAGAACUGGAGGGAAAUGACCGCUACGAAGGCUUCUGUGUGGACAUGCUGAAGGAGCUGGCAGAUAUUCUCAAGUUCAAGUAUCGCAUCCGUCUGGUGGGGGACAGACUGUACGGGGUUCCUGGAGCCAACGGAACAUGGACCGGCAUGGUCGGGGAGCUCAUCUCAAGGAAAGCUGACUUGGCAGUCGCAGGCCUCACCAUCACAGCAGAGCGUGAAAAGGUCAUCGACUUCUCCAAGCCCUUUAUGACCCUCGGCAUCAGCAUCAUGUACCGCGUCCACCUGGGCCGUAGGCCAGGCUACUUCUCCUUCCUGGAUCCCUUCUCCCCUGGAGUCUGGCUCUUCAUGCUUCUGGCCUACUUGGCUGUCAGCUGCGUCCUCUUUCUGGUGGCCAGAUUGACACCUUAUGAGUGGUACAACCCACACCCGUGUCUAAAAGGUCGCUGUAACCUGCUGAUCAACCAGUACUCACUUGGCAACAGUUUCUGGUUCCCUGUUGGAGGCUUCAUGCAGCAAGGAUCCACCAUUGCUCCCAGAGCUCUGUCCACACGUUGUGUCAGCGGAGUGUGGUGGGCCUUCACAUUAAUCAUCAUCUCAUCCUACACUGCCAACCUGGCUGCCUUCCUAACAGUCCAGAGGAUGGAGGUGCCGAUAGAGUCAGUAGAUGACCUGGCAGAUCAGACGGCGAUAGAGUACGGCACCAUGCACGGAGGCUCCACAAUGACCUUCUUCCAGAACUCUCGCUAUCAGACCUACCAGCGUAUGUGGAACUUCAUGCACUCAAAACAGCCCAGUGUGUUUGUGAAGAGCACGGAGGAGGGCAUCGCCCGUGUUCUCAACUCCAACUAUGCCUACUUGCUAGAGAGCACCAUGAACGAGUACUACCGCCAGAGGAAUUGCAACCUGACUCAGAUUGGAGGACUGCUGGACACCAAGGGCUAUGGCAUUGGCAUGCCACUGGGGUCGGUGUACCGUGAUGAGUUUGACCUGGCCAUCCUCAAAAUGCAGGAGGACAAUCGUUUGGAGAUCCUCAAGAGGAAGUGGUGGGAUGGUGGCAAGUGUCCAAAGGAGGAGGACCACCGGGCCAAAGGUCUGGGCAUGGAAAACAUUGGCGGUAUCUUCGUGGUGCUGGUGUGUGGCUUGCUGGUGGCUAUCUUCAUGGCAGUGCUGGAGUUUGUCUGGAUGUUAAGGCAGACACCAGGAAAUGAGCAGUCAGUGUGUGAGGAGAUGCUGCGGGAGCUCCAGGGGAUCGUCUUGUGUCGCGACAGCCUGCAGGUGAGGCGCCGGCGGUCGUCUUCAAUAAUGCGGCCGCGGCCCUUGCCCCUGGAGGAGCGUCGGGCGCGAGCUGCUGCCGUCAGCCUCAGCAACGGCAAGCUCUGCGGUGGCACCGGACUGCCUGAACCCCUCUCCCACAGACUGGCACAGGAGGCUGCCCUGGUUGCGAGGGGGUGCAGCCACAUCCGCAUUUGCCCCGAGUGCCGGCGCUUCCAGGGACUGAGGAUGCGUCCUGCAGGGGCCACCGGGACCGUCCCAUCUCCCACACACAGUGAGGAGAGCAUAGAGUGGGACAAGACCACAAAUAGCAGUGAACCUGAAUAACGCCCGGCGAUUCCAACAGGACUGACUUUCCCAGCAGCCACCUCUCUACCUUCCAGGAAUCAAAGAUCACGUGGUAUUUUGAUUCAGCCAGUCGGAGCUUUAUCUUAAAGGGCAGGACAAUGCUGUAAACUUUGUUUUGCCCUAGAGGCAACAGCCAGUAGUCCGUUUUGGAAUCUCCUUGGGUGAAUUUUUCCUUGUUCAUAGGAGAAACUGAUGAGUCUGUCUCGUUGUGGUCUGUCCCUGUUGGCCCUUUGUACCGUGUAAAACAGGACGAACAAAAACAGCUAUGGGGCUUUUGUACUAUGCAGUAUUUUCAGUCAUUUAUCAUUGUGCUGUUUCUUUUUCUUUCCUUUUUAAAUUAUUUCUGUCCUCUGUUGUAUUAUCAGUACUGAAUAUUGUUAUUCUAUUCUUAAAGAAAAACUUUAAACAAGUUCCUUUUUUUAUCUGACAAUUUACUGUAUGAACGUAUAUUGCCUCUGAAGAGCUGCGAAGAUGAACAGACUAAUGCAAGGUCAUCCUUCAAAUCCUUUUAUUUUGAAAGUGCCAAAAACCACAAGUAUUAUCUUGUGGCUAAAGAAAGCACCACAGCCUUGAGAAGACAACAGACUCAACGGAACCUAGAAAACAAACAAACGGAGACAUACAGACACACAGACUUCUUUUAUAGUAGUGAUAUUCUAUUAAAAAAUGUUUUAACUGUUGGUAUCUCUGAAAGACAGCGAUGCAUGUCCAGAGGUGUUGGCAGGUGCUCAUUGAAUGAUAAAUUGCUAAAAGUGGUGGCUGAGUAGCUGAAAGAAUGAUUUCCUUUUUUCAAUACCUGCUUAAAAACAUAAUGGCUACACACAAACACACAUACACAAAGACUUCUGUUUAUUUCCUUCUUCCUCUGUGUGUUGACAUUACUUUCUCCUCCAUCUGUCCUACAUCUCUUGACACCAUGACACAUUUAUUGUCUCAUCACCUGUCCUCUUUAUGAUCUCUCACUUAAAAAGAUUUACACAGUCUCCUGCACAGUAUACACUCUCUGUUAGAGAUUAAGAGGUCCUUUUCUCCAUCUCACAUAUUCAAAAAUGAUUCAAGUUUCGUGCGGACAAGCUUGUGUAAGAAUAAAACCCAGCAUAUAUCAGAACCAACCAAAAACAUGACGUCCUUGGUAAAAGGGUUUUUAUAGCAGCAGAUGAGUCGAGUUCUUUUAAAUGUCAAGGUAGUUUAACUUUUAUUGAAUGUGAUGUUUUACACGCUGCUUUUGAUGAGUAUUUCAGUUCAGAUCAGCCCAGACACUCUCUGACAUUUUCGUACUUUUACAAAAACCCAAACCAAACUUAGAAUAUAUUAAUCGUGUGUUUAAGAGCCGGAUUUUUAAUGCAAACUGAUAAAGAACGUAAUUGAAAGAUGAUUCUGUCAACUGUCAAACUGAAAUGAUUCAAUUAUUCUACUUUUCAGUCACUUUUUGAAAUGUAUCACUUCAGUUUUAGUUGCCUUUAUUUGCAUUAUAGCAACCAUACCUCCAGAAGUGAAUGAGAACAAACCACCAGCAACAGGAUUCUUAGGAUUCUUAGAUUACUUUCUGCAUAGACUGUGACACAUGACUUCGUAUUUCCCCACUGAACUGACCAGUUUGAAGGUGUUACUGUUUGAUAGCCUGACUGUUGCACAGUGGGAAUCAGCGGUCAUCCACCUGUCUUCACUGCUUCUUGCUUAUCUCUGAUGUGUCCAUCAUUUAAAAUCUGGCCAUCAGUUCUGUCAAUCACCAUCCCUCAAAACUAGGCCACUCAACACUCAACUCAACACAGCUGGAAGGUACUGCAGCAGUAUCUCACGUUCUCACGCCACGUUCACUUUCUAUCUUCGUCAUUUUUCACCUGCAGGUUGUCAUGGUUAGAAACUCUCUGUAUAUGCUCUUUUAAAGUAGCAACCUGGAAAAGGAGUGAAUGUUAAAUUGAGGUGUCCAAUCCAUUGAUCAUUCACUAUGUUUCGGGGGUUUUUUUCACUUUGUUGUCAGUAGGUCACAUCUCAUUCUUCACGUCACAAAAUCAAAAUAGAUCACAGUACCUACACACAAAUCAAAACCUCCAUUCUAAUCCACACCCGCCCCCACCCUCCACCCACAAUCAACACAAGGCUCUCUCUUUCACACAUAAAGAAGCCAACAUAAAUCUUGCUGAAUGGUUCCUGAAUGGCUGAGCAACGCUUAGAAUCUUCCAUGCAAAGUUCUUUCAAAAAACUAAAGAAAGAUGAAAUUAGUAACAAUAACAAUUAAGGGAAAAAAUCCAUAGAACUGUGAUAGUAGAUUGUCACAUAAAGAGUAAAAACCUAAAUCAGUUAACCCUAGAACAAAACCUGCUAAUAAUUCAGCAUCCCCUCCUCAUUUGAAUAAAUCUCCAAGUUCAUCGUACCUGAAAAGUUACCAAAAAUGAAAGAAAAAUUGCCCAAAAAGCUUCAAAAAUUUACUUACAGUUUUUCCUCUCUACAGGUACCAUUUCUCUAAUGGUAAACGUGAUAUUGGAGGAGCAUUUUCCUUCAGGGAUAACAAAAUACAUUUCUUUGCAAAGUAAUUAAUCAUAAUUAACAUCUUGCAUUUUCUGAGAUCAUUUGCCAUGUUUAAAUGUAUUUAUGUUGAUUUAGAAUAAUGAUAAGAACAUGUAGUUUGGAUCUCAGACACACAUGUGGGGGGUCACACUGUUUUGCCAUUUCAUCUGCCCAGUAACAUCUCAAUAACCUGUUAUUGCAUUAAUGGCCGUGAUUGGUAUGCUGUUUCAGAAGCUGGUGAACAUGUGAUACUGUGGUGGAUCAACCGCUGACAGACCUGGAGUGAACUGCAGUAUUAGCACAAUUGUACUAAUACAGAGUUUUCAGUGAAUUGAUGGUUCUGAACAUUAGGGUGACUACAAUCACAAAUGAGUGGAAUUUCUAUUUGAGGGGGCUUUUUUCCCACAUUUUUUCAUGUCAGUUGCUGAAAAAUUUUUCAGAACUUCAGAUGGCAUUUCGACUCAGGUCUGGAGCGUGUCUGAACUACCACAAGAACACAUCAGUGUUUGAAACAGCGCUGAUUCUGCUUGAUUUGACACCCCAUAGAAAUGAAUGGGAAUCGCAGAGGCAUUAUAUUAUCUGCUGAAGUGCCAAUAGUGCCAAUGCACCUAAUCCUGAAGUAAUGACAGUGUGUAAAUACAGUAUGAUCAACAGGGUUCCCCAGUAAUGGUCCAAAGUGUCAUUUGAAGUUGAUUAUGUUGAUAGAACAGAGAGAUACAGACUGACAUGUGUAUAAUGUUUAUAUGGACACAUUAUGCCAUUUAGACACACAUACAUAUGGACUAUGUUAAAAAAAUAACUUCAGAGACAGUUGUUAACUUUCUAUAUUUCUUUAUAUAAUAACUUGUUAAAGGCAAAUUGCCAAGCAACUAGCAAAGAAAACAAGACCCACAUUUCAUUACCAGUUUUAUAAAAGAAGUUUCUAUCCAUUUGCUGGAUGUCACUAAGAAACUCAUGAGAGUAAGAAGGCUUUCGCUGCACCCGAUGCUAACUUCUUAAGCACUAAAAACAUUUACAGGGGUGCUAAAUCAAGCGUAGUUGGAAUGAGAUUGCCAAUUACCUUGAAGGCACGAGGAGCAGUAGAGUAAGAAUUAAAACAAAUCCCUCUGAAACACUGGGCGACCUUCGCUGGGAGACCACUGAGAGAGAUGGCAGGGUUUGGCUGCUAUAUUUUAUAUGCUUUAUUUUCUUAUGUUGACAUUUUUAUUCCAUUAUAAAUACAUUUCUUAAAACAACCUCCAUUCUGUGGGGUUCUGGUUUUGUCUCUUCUUUGCUCUGACAUAUUUGACCUUCCGUGCUGUUUAGAUCUGUCAUGCUAAAUAGCAACUGAGUGCACUUUGUUUUUCAAGUUUUAUUAUUCAACCGGGAGAAAUAUUCAGACAGUGCACCUGUUUUGUUGUGAAAUAUAAAUAUAUACGCAUGCAGAGAGGAUGUAUGGGUUUCUAGCUGAGUGAACCAGAAGGAACUGAUGCAUCUACCUCUCGUUUCUCGCCAUAACUGAAUUAACGUCUGCACACUUGUGAAUCAGUGGAACAGCUGAGAAUUUGUGUGGGUGGGAAGUCUUAACGGAAGCUAAUGAGUUUAACAUCUCACUGCUAUAUACGCAUCCACUCACCCGUAGUCCAUCUAUCACUGUGAUUUUCAGUGGAUAUUUCUCUCUCCUCAGGAUAGUGCUUGAACGCCACACAACACCCUGCAUCUGAUUUACGGUUUAAUUCAGACUGCCUCUCUCCUCUCCUUUCUCUCUCCUCUUUGAGUGCCUGCCUCACAAUCUUUCCACUGCAGCAUUAGAGAUGAUGAUGAAGUUUUUUCAGUACGUCACCAAGCUGCAUGUCACACACACACACACACACACAUACACACCCACACAACUCUUACAAGAGUGUCACACACACACACACACACACACACAAACACUCACCGCCACAUGUAUGUCACUUCUGUGUCAAGUUUAUUUCAUCGUGCUCAUGCCUCUCCUUCUGCCUCUGGUGCCCCAGGUCCAUAAAUUCAGCGCAUCUCUACCCACCACUGUCUAGCUGCUGUUGGAUUUAUGAAGCCCAUGAUGAGCAAUGAGUGCCUGCAGAGGUGUGUGGAAAUCUACUUCACUCCUUGAGCUUACCCAGUUGUAGCACAUAGCAAUGCCAAUUUCCCUGCAUUUGAUUGUUAUUCUGCAAGGAUUUAUGAGUUAUAGUGUACUGAGUCGGAUGCAUUUUGCCUCGCUAACAGCUCACAUCCCAUACACUUAAGAGUGACUUUCUUAUCAGCCCAUUCCAUGUAAAUAAAUGUUGUUUUUUUGGCAUUUCACUCACAUAAAAUUCAUAUUUAAUCAUAUUUAUGAGCCUCACAAGCUCUGUGUCCAGAAACCAAAACAUGAAACCUGGGAUAUUUAGAGAUGUUUAGAAUAUUGUGGGUCUAUAACUCUGCAUUCAGUAAAAUCUACUCUACUUCCCAUUUCGACUGCAAACAGUUUUCAAACAGUUGCUUUUUCUUCUCUGACAGCAGAUUUCCCAAUGUUAACAGCGUGCAUGUAUACAUCUGCCCCGUAACAGCCACUAAUGAGUGCUGGAUCUAAGGAUACCAAUUGAAUAACAUAACAGACUAUCGGUGGAAACUACCUAAUUCACAGUGAGACUAGUGCACAUUUUUAAGUGAGAGCUUUCCUUUUGAUUUGCUAGCAAUUGAUUGCAAAAGGCUUGCUGUUGUUGAUGUCGUCGUGUGUUGAAAAGAAAAGGUAUUCAGAGUUCAAGAAUUUUCUCCAAGGUGAAAUGCUGUCGAGGCUGUUAUACAGCCUUUUGUUCACUGACAGUUGUUAAACAUAUUGAACUAAACAUCAUUGUUUGUCUUUCAGAGAAAUAAAAUGGAGCUUCAUUUAC